Aspergillus vadensis CBS 113365 is the source of this 428-nucleotide messenger RNA. RefSeq lists its product as uncharacterized. The transcript has 2 exons. The record is from RefSeq and is a predicted model, not a curated record. Lineage: Eukaryota; Fungi; Ascomycota; Eurotiomycetes; Eurotiales; Aspergillaceae. Bases 39 to 428 code for a protein of 129 amino acids.
CAUCUCUCUCUAUUAUUCACUGUCACUUUGAACCACAUAUGCCCCCUUUCUCGAGCCCGGCCGUUCCUGUCCCUAGAGACCUCCGGACUUUGCCCGUCAGCCACCCUCAGAGUGCCGCAGAACUAGGAUUGCUGCUAACAUCCCCAAACCCUACCCCUUUAACAAGUGACAACGAGGAUAAGAAUAGUAUUUCCUCAGCAUAUCUACAAAGCCCUUCUGCAGGGAAUCCUAUUGAAAUUAAUAUUUUCAAUAAUAUAGAGAAGAACUCUAAUAGUUUCUUAUAUAGCUUAUACUAUUCAGGUAAUAAUAUCAACAACCCGAGUGUCCUCGAUACUAUAAUAAUAGUAGCCAGCCAUACAACAAAUAUUAUAAAUACUGUUUCGAACAGCCGCCAGCAAAAAGAGUGCGGUACCAGCAGUAAGCAAUAA